AUGAGCAGCGGCGUUGCUGCUUCGCUCCGGCGAGGUUUUCUUGCAAAUCAACAUCAUCGUUUACUUAUUGUAUCAGCAUGUUCUAUUCCUAAAAAUCAUCGAACAUUCUCUAUGCAAUAUAAAGAUACAGAAAAGCCUGCUCAUCCAUUCGAUUAUGUUAACAAGAAUUAUAACUUUUUUCGUCAUUAUUAUUUAGGUGGUCAUUAUACACUGGCAAAUAUUCAUGAUAAUUCAUUAUUUUUUCAUGUUGAAUCUAAUUUCGGUGUUCAGAGAUCGGAUCUUGUUAAGCGUUUAGCUAAUCAUAUUGGAUUUUUGCCUAUCACAAAACCGGAUGUUGAUCGAAUGCAUUUUGUCGAUGAAACAGGCACAAUAAAUACACGACAAUUUCAUAAUGAUUAUUGUUUACCAAGGGAUUAUAUACCAUCACCAGAAGAAUGGCACUUAAAUCCGAACCAUCACGCAUCUGUGCGAUUGUUAAGACCACUUUUACAAACAAUGACUUAUCAAUUACGAAUGGGCUUAUCUCAUUUGUUUUCAACUGGGCAAGGACUUCUUAUGGAUCGAUCAUAUUGGAGUUAUUAUGCUAUUCUCAAUAUUCUUCGUGAUUUUGGUUAUGUUAGUCAAGACGGAUAUGAUUUUUUAAUGGAAUAUAAAGUAUCUAUUGAUUAUCAUUUGAAAAUGCCUCGUCUUAUUAUCUUCAUCGACAAAGAUCCUCAUGCUAUUUGGGAAGAUUUACAAAAGAACGGAAAGGAUUAUCAUAAGCAAAGUAAAGUUUACUCGCUAGAAUUGCUUCAAGCAAUGGAUCGAAUGUAUAAAGAAGAAUUUUUACCAAGAAUGAGUACCUACUGUCACAUUCUUCAAUAUAAUGAAAAUGAAAUAAAAGCAUUGGAUGAUAUUGUUUUUGAUAUUGAACAACUUAAUUUUGACGAUACAAAUAAAUUUCCGGAUUGGCGAAUAACAGUUGAUGUUGAAUUAGAACGAUUUCGUGCUUUACUUCAAGAUGAACAUUUUUGGACACGUAUGUUUAAUGUCAAUCGUCUUCUUCAUCUUUCUGAAUGGUGGACUGAACCAAAUGCACAAAAAAGUCAAUCAACCCUUAUGAAAUAUGAUCCUCGAUAUUAUUGGACAACAAAUAAUUGGGAUAUAAAACCAUUCUUUCAACGUUAUCAAAGUUGGACUCGUUUACCAUUCUAUUAA
This is a messenger RNA of Rotaria socialis, 1197 nucleotides long. The record is from the annotation of a GenBank genome assembly. NCBI's taxonomy places the organism in Eukaryota, Metazoa, Rotifera, Eurotatoria, Philodinida, Philodinidae.